AUGCGGUUGCCCGGCUAUUUACUCGCGCUGGUUUUGAUUCGAGAAUUUACAAUAGAAGCACAAACGCUAAGCCCUCCGAUUACGGAUCGCUUCAAGUGCUUGACGAACGGAUGCUGCGAUCAUCAUGAGUGGUGUCGAUUCUGGGCGUCGAUCGGCGAAUGCAAUGCGAACAAAGAUUGGAUGUCAGACAAUUGUCAGCUGGCAUGCGGAACUUGUACGGCGCCACCGGCACCGCUACUGACAACCACAACUGCUCCUCCAACAGCUGUGAACAGCAACACUGCGCCAUCCACACAGUCGUCUGUAACAAUUCCGCCAUCGUCACUAACACCAGUGCAAUCAUGUGCAAAAGUUCGCGAGAGUAUUGCGCAAGCAUCGGAGCUCAUGUCGAUAUCGGGACUCAUCAAUCCGGUCGAAGACAAUUUCGGAAGGAAUAUGCUCUCGAUCGACGACAUCACUAGAAGUGUGCCGACAGGAUGCGUUCCGCAACUCUCGGAAGCCGGUGUGGAUUGCAACAAAAACUUGUGCUAUCAUUUGAUGUAUCGAACGCUUGAUGGAACGUGCAACAAUCUUGAGAAGCCGAUGCGAGGCGCCGCGUUCCGUCCAUUCAUUCGGCAUUUUCCGUCGCAAUACGAUGACGGCAAAGGCGAGCCAGUUGCUUCCAUUAAGAAAAAUCGGCCACCGGCGAGAGAGGCCAACCGCGUUAUGCUCUCAUCGGCUCAAUCUGUCGUUCACGAUAAAUUCAAUAAUAUGAUGAUGCAAUGGGGUCAGUUCAUGUCGCACGACAUGUCCAAGACCACUCUUCAACCGUCGGCAAACUGCAAGACAUGCGAUCCGGUGCCGUCAAAAUGCAUGCCGAUUCCGAUUGGAAGCAGUGAUCCCAACAUUGGAUUCAAAUCCAAACAAUGUCUGAAAGUGUCGAGGUCCGCGCCGAUUUGUCGAGUCGAACCACGAGAGCAGCUCAAUGAGAAUACUGCGUACAUCGAUGGAUCGAUGAUCUAUGGAAGCUCGCCGAAAGAUCUUCACAAAUUCCGAGACGGUCGUACCGGAUUCUUGAGAAUUACCAACUUCAAUAACCAAAACGUUUUGCCGUUCGAUCAAUCGAAAUGCCCAAAUAAGGACAAGUGCACCGCAUCGUUUACUGCAGGCGAUAUUCGCGCAAAUCUAUUCAUUGGACUCUCAUCUCUUCACAUAUUGUUCGCUAGAGAACACAAUAGAGUGGCACGAAAAUUGACAGCGUUGAAUCCGACGUGGAGCGGUGAUCGUGUGUUCCAGGAAGCGAGAAAAAUUGUGGGAGCUCAAAUUCAGAAUAUUUUAUACAAGGAAUAUCUACCAAAAUUGUUCGGAAACUCAUUUGACAAGGUUGUUGGAACCUACAAAGGCUACGAUCCGAAUGUGGAUUCGACGAUCGCCAACGAGUUCACGACGUCGGCUUUCAGAUUCGGUCACGGAAUGAUUGAGGAAUUCUACAAACGCGUCGAUUUUUCCGGCAACAAUAUCACACACGGCGGCUUUUUCUUCGGCGACGGCGUAUUCAAAUCGGGCAAAAUUCUGUUCGAGGGCGGCGUCGAUCCAAUCAUGCGCGGUUUUAUGACGACGGCUGUGAAGCGGCCGCAUCGAAUGACACCCGCCAUUACUGAAAAGAUGUUUGGAAGCACCGAUCUCGGUUCAUUGAACAUUCAAAGGGGACGCGAUCAUGGUAUUCCAUCGUACAAUAAAAUGAGAACAUUCUGUGGUAUGAAAUCGGCAACCACUUUUGAAGAGUUUGGAGAUUUGAUAUUGGAUAGAAAUCUGCGCGCUGGUUUAGCUAGAAACUAUAACACUACUGACGACGUCGACUUCUAUGUCGGAUCGAUGCUUGAAGACCCGGUGGUUGGCGGUCUUGUUGGCAGCACACUGAGCUGUGUAAUCGGAGAGCAAUUCAAACGAUUGCGCGACGGCGAUAGAUUCUUCUAUGAGAAUCCGGGAGUGUUCACUCGGCCUCAAGUCGAGGAGAUCAAAAAAUCGUCGCUCUCGCGCAUCAUUUGCGAUAAUGGCGACUCGUUCGAGCUCAUCUCGCAGGACGCGUUCCUUCUGCCGGGACCUCAACUCACACCGUGCUCAAAAUUGUCGGAAGUCGACUUGACGAAAUGGCGCGCGUUAUAG
Messenger RNA from Caenorhabditis bovis, 2145 nucleotides. The record is from the annotation of a GenBank genome assembly. NCBI's taxonomy places the organism in Eukaryota, Metazoa, Nematoda, Chromadorea, Rhabditida, Rhabditidae.